AUGACCUGCACCGAACACCUGCCCAAUCUGAAAGCCUUGGUCUUGGACAUGAAGCGCAUCGAUCUACCGUCUUACUUCAAGCAUGUCUGGGUCCCGGGAGUCGUCCCAGAUGAGGCCGCCAUUGAGAACUUGCCCACACGAAAGACAUAUUUCGAGCGAGUUCCAAAACUCGAAGAACUCCGUCUAGCCACAACACUAGACGCCGACACGCGACCCUUUCAGCGCAUGGCUGUCUGUCUCAACGACAUCUGCCACCCCAAUCUCCGCAUAUUAGAAAUUUGCAAUCUGAAAAUAUACGGUACAUGGGCCUUUCCGGAGACGAUUGAACAUCUCCGCCUCGUUGACUGCCAAAAACAUAUCUUCACUCCCGACUGUCGUCCACCACUAACGCUUCCCAAUCUGAAAUCACUUACCAUAGCCCAAUUCCACUGGAUCGAUCUCGAGCAAGUCCUCCGCUUCUUGCAGUCGAAUGACGGUGUACUAGAGAGUCUCCGCCUCGAAUCAUGCGAUAGAAUCCGGGCAACCGAUCUUGCGCUUCUGGCGAGCCAUGCAAAGGCAACUAAGAACUUGAAGUCGCUGCAUUUGCAUGGGAUGGGGAUGUACACUCUUAGCGAUGAGACGCUUUUAUUUGUGAUUCGGAAUAUGCCACAGCUCCAGGAACUUCACGUCCCUAAUACUGCGGUGACUGGGUCCCUGAUCAAGAAAAUCGUUCUCCUUGCUGAUGGCCGCGAAGGGGAUUUUCCGCGCAUCAAACUUCUCAAUUUGAAGGGUUGCGGGGAUGUGUCUUUUGAAGCGGUUGAAUGGGGACGCGCAAGAGGUCUGAAGAUAAUAAACAGAUAG
Messenger RNA from Talaromyces atroroseus, 840 nucleotides. RefSeq lists its product as hypothetical. Lineage: Eukaryota; Fungi; Ascomycota; Eurotiomycetes; Eurotiales; Trichocomaceae. The record is from RefSeq and is a predicted model, not a curated record. The coding region runs from base 1 to 840 and encodes 279 amino acids. The transcript has a single exon.